Molecule: messenger RNA, 1194 nt
Organism: Oikopleura dioica
Lineage: Eukaryota; Metazoa; Chordata; Appendicularia; Copelata; Oikopleuridae
Source: the annotation of a GenBank genome assembly
AUGCCGUCGAGGGAUCGAUCUCGAACGCAAAGGCAGCAGCGAGCGAGGCAAAUCGUCGAGGAGGAAAGCAUCGCAAAACAGCCCCACUCAAUUGUCAUUUGCCGGGGCAAAACGGGCAAGAACCUGAACGACUUGAUGAUGGACUUUCGUCGCGUCAUGUCGCCAUUUACAGCGUCGAAUUUGAAGGUGAAGAAGGCCAAUGUUCUCAAGGAUUUUCUCACGAUCGCAGGGCCGAUGAAUGUGAAACACUUGGUGACUUUCUCGAAGACGCGCGAGACGGUUGGAAUGCGGCUGAUUACUGUGCCAAAGGGGCCCACCAUGAGUUUCGCUAUUGAUGAGUUUGCGCUGAGAAAGGAUGUUGAGAGCUCUUUAGCGCGACCUAUAAAGGAUGAAAAGGUGCUCAAAAAUGCUCCAUUGUUAAUUAUGUCACAGUUCCCCAACCAAACAGAUGUGGAGAAAUUCACAUACGAAGCGUUCCGCGCCCUCUUCCCGAGAAUAAAGCCUUCCCAAGUCGCAGUGGAUACGAUACGGCGCGUUGUUUUGCUUCACUACAACAAGGACACGAAUCAAAUUCAAUUCAGACAUUAUGCAAUCAAGACGAGAACUGGGGCCGGUAAACGCGUUCGAAAGUUGUUGGAAAAUGGAAAAUCUGUUCCUGAUCUUGGAAAAUACGAAUCUGUGGAUCAGUUUUUGAAUGGAAUGAGCGGAUCGGAAUCGGAAUUCGAUGAUUCUUCCGAAGUGACGAACCCGAAAUCAGGGCGGCAAAUGAAGGUUAGACUGACCGAGCUGGGGCCUCGAAUGAAUCUGCGACUGGUGAAAAUCGAAGAAGGCCUUUCCGGCGGAGCAGUUCUUUAUCAUUCGUACAAAAGCAAGACUGAAGAGGAAAAAAUGCAAAUGGAGGAAAAGAUCAACAAAGCAGCUGAGGACAAGCAAGAGCGAAUCAGGCAGCAAAAUCAAAACGUAGCAGCGAAGCAAGCAGCCGCCGAUAAAAAGAAGAAAGAAGAGGAAAAGAAAAAGCGAAAGGAUGAAGCUGCCACGAAAGCGAGAGUGGAGCACAUCGAAAAACUGCGCGAUGGAAAAGAAGAAAAGCACGGAAAGAGCAUGGGAAGGAAGCGAGGAGCUGCUCAGAGUGCUGGAAAAGGACAAGGACCGAAGAAGAAGCUGUCGAAAAAGGCGAAAUCGAAUAUGCUGUGA